CUGCGAAAGCGGUCUAUAUCUAGUUUCUCCUUUGUCUUUCAUUGGAUCUUCACUAGUGUAAGUUUCAGAUUCAGGCAAAGGCGCUGUUUAAAAAUUUCGCGAUCCUCGCCAAUCUGUGGUACCGGUCGCAAUUCGGUGCCUCGGGAGCAGCUGAACGAGAACACAGCAUUUGUUGACGCUUCGCCGCUAUACGGAUCAUCGUCCAAAGAUUUGCAUAAAUUCCGUGAUGGUAGAACUGGUUUUCUCCGAAUGAACCGUUUCAACAACCAAUUGGUGCUGCCAUUCGAUCAGUCAAAAUGCAGGUCGCCUGCAAAAUGUACAGCAACGUUUACAGCUGGUGAUAUUCGUGUUAACUUAUUCAUCGGCCUAUCAUCAAUGCACAUUUUAUUCACUCGUGAACAUAAC
Gongylonema pulchrum is the source of this 405-nucleotide messenger RNA. Lineage: Eukaryota; Metazoa; Nematoda; Chromadorea; Rhabditida; Gongylonematidae. The record is from the annotation of a GenBank genome assembly.